Pantherophis guttatus is the source of this 2197-nucleotide messenger RNA. RefSeq names its product cytochrome P450 family 1 subfamily A member 2 (gene CYP1A2). Gene Ontology annotation, biological process: hormone biosynthetic process; progesterone metabolic process. The record is from RefSeq and is a predicted model, not a curated record. NCBI's taxonomy places the organism in Eukaryota, Metazoa, Chordata, Lepidosauria, Squamata, Colubridae. Gene Ontology annotation, molecular function: heme binding; oxidoreductase activity, acting on paired donors, with incorporation or reduction of molecular oxygen, reduced flavin or flavoprotein as one donor, and incorporation of one atom of oxygen; steroid 17-alpha-monooxygenase activity.
AAGCACAUUAUCUGGUUUUAGCCCAGCGCCGUGGGAUGCAAUAUUUUCCUUGGAUUUUCUCCAGCUGAACUUGGAGGGUUUGUGGGUUAAAUAAUCAUUUCCCAGAUAGGAGAACACGGGACAACCUUCUCAUAAGGUAGCCAGCGGCUGGCAAGAGAAAGAGCUAAAGACAUUUGGACAACAACUUUUACUUGUAGACUUCGUUGGCCUCAUCCCUCGUUCUUAUUCUUCCUGAUUUUACCAGCUUUCCUCUCAUUUCAGUAAACGUUUUGAAGACAAACCUUUAUCCAGCUUUGCCAUGUGGCUCCGGGGGAUCCUGGUAUCGAUUUCGGCUACCGAGGUCCUGAUUGGCCUGGCAGUUUUCUGCCUGCUCUUCCUUGUCCUCCAGACCUUCCAGAAACAGAUCCCGCAGGGCUCCAAAAGAAUCCCUGGGCCACGGGGCUACCCCUUGAUUGGCAACAUACUGGAGCUGGGGACCAAUGUCCAUCUCAGUUUGAGUCAGAUGAGCAAGACCUACGGAGAUGUCAUGAUGAUCCACAUCGGGACAAAGCCAGUCUUGGUGCUGAGUGGGCUGGAGACCAUCAAGGAAGCCCUCGUGAGACACGGAGAAGACUUCAAGGGACGUCCAGACCUUUACAUCUUCCGCCAUGUGACCGAUGGGCAGAGUAUGGCUUUCGGCACGGAUUCUGGACCGGUGUGGCACGCUCGUCGCAAGCUAGCUCAACACGCCCUGAAAACCUUCGCUUCUUCACCCAGCCUCACCUCCUUCUCCACCUGCCUCUUGGAAGACCACGUCUCCAAGGAGGCCCACCAUCUGAUGGCCAAGCUCCAGGAGGUCAUGCUUGCAAAGAACCGCCUGGAUCCCUAUCUGUACUUGAUGGUCGCCGUGGCCAACGUGGUUUUGGCCAUGUGUUUCGGCAAGCGUUACGACUACGAUGACGAAGAACUGCUCCACAUUGUGGCCAACAGCGAACAGUUUGUGGAAGGCACGGGCUCGGGAAGUCUAGCCACCUUCAUCCCUUUUCUUCAGUAUAUUCCCAACAGCAACAUGAAAAAGUUUAAGAACUACAAUCAGGAAUUCAAUCGCUUCCUGAAGAAGAGCGUGCAAGAGCAUUACGAGAGCUUCCGGAAGGAUCACAUCCGCGAUAUCACCGAUUCGCUGAUCGAGGAAAGCCAAAAACAGAAAGCAGACGCCAAAUUGAAAACUCAGGUCCCCACUGAAAAAAUUGUGAAUCUGGUCAAUGAUAUUUUUGGGGCAGGUUUCAGCACAGUAUCCACCGGCUUGUCCUGGUCCCUUAUGUAUCUCAUCACUUAUCCCAAAAUUCAGAAAAAGAUCCAGGAAGAAAUAGAUGUCACCAUUGGCAGAGAACGGAAGCCGCGAUUGUCCGAUCGCUCCCUGCUCCCUUACACGGAAGCUUUCAUCCUGGAAGUGUUCAGACACUCUACCUUCGUGCCGUUCACACUUCCCCAUUGCACCACGAGAGAUACCACCUUCAAGGGCUACUUCAUUCCUAAGGACCUCUGCGUCUUUAUCAACCAGUGGCAAGUCAACCAUGACGAAAAUCUUUGGAAAGACCCCUCUGCCUUCAUUCCCGAACGUUUUCUCAGCGCCAACGGGAAAGAAAUCAACACGGAUGAACGGGAGAAAGUCCUGAUAUUCGGCAUGGGGAAACGGCGAUGCAUCGGCGAGCCCAUCGCUCGGUGGGAACUCUUCCUUUUCUUGGCCACUUUGCUACAAGACCUGGAGUUCAGCGUUCCUGACGGGGUGACGGUAAACAUGACCCCUCUCUACGGCCUCUCCCUGAGGCACGAGCGAUGCGAGCACAUCCAAGUGAAAGCGCGUUUUCCUAAUAAGAUGGACUAAUCGCAAAAAGGACUAAUUGCCCGCCAGCCUGUCCCAAGAAUCUCAAUCUUUUUCGGCAUAUUUUUUGUAGUUCUAUUUGGGGAAAAGCAUCAUAUGAGCCAGUGGUGAAAUCUAAAAUUUGUUACUACCGGUUCUGUGGGCGUGGCUUGGUGAGGGGGAGGAGUAAUGUGACUGGGUGGGCGUGGCCAAUUUUUUUUUUUUAACUUUUAAAAGCAUUUUUUCUACAACCUCUUUGGUAAAAAAAAUGCUUUCAAAAGGCUCUUUAAAAGAGGCUUUUUAAAAAAGCCUCUGCCGAUCAGGCAACUCAGCUGGGAUCGUCAGAGGCAUUUAAAA